GUCAAGAGCCAUCCUUCAGAUCCGUCCUCUCUAAAAUCAGACAUGAGACGAUUCUCGUGCAUGAUCUCCUCGAUAAACUGGAGUCUGAAAUCCAGCAUCAGGAAAAGCUGAAUAACUUGCUAAAAGAGCUCCAGAAGUCCACUGAGAUAGCCCAGAAGGAAGCACAGCACCUCUCCGAGAACAUUCCUCCCCACCUGCUGAAAGCAGCUCCGAGAUGCACCUCGGAGCCAACGGUGAAAUGUGCUGAACAAGCGAAAGUCGCAGAACCCAAACCUGCAAAGAAACCCACAAAAGAGACGAGAUUUGUUAAAAACGCGCCCUUACUAACCGUAGAAGAAUUUGAAAGUAUUCCUGCGUAUAUGAGAGGUCGGAUAACAUAUGACCAGAUUAACGUCGUCAUUAAAGGCAUAAACCAGGCCGUGGCGAGAAAGUACAAGAUCUUGCAUCAGCCUUUGAAAUCGAUGAGUGCACCCGUCCGAAAUCUCUACGACAGGUUCCUGGAACAAGAAACGAAGGAUACAAAAGGUAUUUAUUUUUUUUUUUUUUUCCCUUUGUUAGUACCAAACUCAUAG
Molecule: messenger RNA, 572 nt
Organism: Apaloderma vittatum (bar-tailed trogon)
Lineage: Eukaryota; Metazoa; Chordata; Aves; Trogoniformes; Trogonidae
Product: spindle and kinetochore-associated protein 1-like
Exons: 4
Biological process (GO): chromosome segregation; cell division; regulation of microtubule polymerization or depolymerization
Cellular component (GO): mitotic spindle; outer kinetochore; spindle microtubule
Molecular function (GO): microtubule binding
Source: RefSeq, a predicted model, not a curated record